Messenger RNA from Akanthomyces muscarius, 1416 nucleotides. RefSeq lists its product as uncharacterized. The transcript has 4 exons. The coding region runs from base 1 to 1416 and encodes 471 amino acids. The record is from RefSeq and is a predicted model, not a curated record. NCBI's taxonomy places the organism in Eukaryota, Fungi, Ascomycota, Sordariomycetes, Hypocreales, Cordycipitaceae.
AUGCGGUCGCUCGCUAUUUACGCUCUCUUGGCCUCGGCCGCCACACUCGUCACUGCUGGACCACUUAAUGCUCAAAAGGCGGCCGAGGGGCCAUCCGAUCUGGACCGACUAGAUCAACUAAUCCGAAGCUAUCAGCAAGGCGGCAACAAUCGCGCACAACAACCUGGCGGACAGCAACCGGGCGGACAGCAACCUGGUGGACAGCAACCGGGCGGACAGCAACCGGGCGGACAGCAACCGGGCGGACAGCAACCGGGCGGACAGCAACCGGGCGGACAGCAACCGGGCGGACAGCAACCGGGCGGACAGCAACCUGGCGCAGGGCAACCUGGAGCAGAUCAACCUGCACUGCUCCCAAUCGACGGAUCCAACACGACAAUUACUCAGAUCGUCACUCCUACAGUCAGAAAGCCUGGGGCAACCCAAUCGCCAGUCCCACCCGUCUCGCAGACUUCUUCUGGCGCAGCUUUGCCCGUUUCUUCGCCACAGGGAACCACGUCUUCUAUCCCCAAUGUUCCUGAUCGUGAAUCUACUUCGGUGCCCAUAACAUCGAGUGCUCCCGUCAUUGCUCCCCCGCCUCCUGCUCCUGCGCCGCCGCCUCCUGCUCCUGUGCCGCCUCCUUCCAAUGCAUCAAUUUCAAAAUGUGAAAGCUUCCAAGUGUCGUUUGUUACCAUCACAUCAUUGCAGCCAGCAGAGACGGUCACCGAAAGAGAAAAAGCCUCGACGGUCACGGUCACGGCCGGCGCCAGCCCGGGCAAUGAUGGCACUGCUGCACCUCACUCUACCGUCACCGUGACUGUCACGGUUCCGGCAGCUGGCGAUGCUAAAGCCCCUCCUGCGAGCCAUGUCGUGCCGCCGCAUAGUGCGCCCAGUGUGAUCGAAGCCACGCCAAACAAGGACGGAAACGGAGUCGGUGUCUCCGUCAUCUCCAUAUACAGUCCCGGCCUCCCUUCAAUAACCGCUCACCCGGCACCGGCACCGUCCUCGUCUCUUCCUCCUCCACCACCUCCGCCACCUGCUGCUGAAGUCGGCAAGAAGCCAGAAACUACAUCAACUGCACUACCGCCGCCGCCGCCGCCGCCACCAUCACCUCCCCCAGCGUCUACAAGUGUCCCAACGUCGACGACAGCCAGCAGCUCUUCGUCAACACUCGUAGAAUCGUCUGCGUCUGCGCCAGCGUCCACCAGCUCGUCAACAGGUACCACUCCGGAUACAUCUGCGCCGCUCGAAUCGGCCGUCCAGGGAAAACCGACCGUGAUUGCGCCCACAAGCACGACCACCGCGGCUCCGCCAGUGGCGACGGUCCCCCCGCCGCCGCUGUCGAUUGAUUUGUCUGGAGUCACGCUGAGCAGCCUGCUGGAUCUAGGCAACUUGAUGGUUGUCGCCACGGCCGGACCUGACGCGGCGGCUGUCUAG